UUUGUGCUGAACGCUUGCUGAAUACGACCGGCAUAUUGGCAGUUGACUAGGAAACUCCAACACCAGUAGUGGCAGAUUUUUCGUGUUUUGUACAAAUUGAUAACAAAUGCAAGCACGUGCUGUUUUGUUUGUUUUUGUUUCGCGCUGUCAACAUAUUCAGCACCUGCCAACGAACAAGUGGAAAAGCAACACAGCGACAGAAAGAAAACAACGUAAACAAGUCAAACGUUUGUUCAAGAAAUAAUGCAAAAGGAGGAAACGAAAAAGUGGGGCGCCACGAUAUGACGUAAAUAUUCCGCCACCUAUUUGUACGCUUUGAUCGUGAUCGAGUUACGCACACAUUCUGGUGGUCGUUAAAUUGGUGCCAGGAAGGUGAGAAUUGCGCCUUCAAGCUCAUCUACUUUCCGGUUUGAGGACAUUACCGAUACCAGCGGGGCAUGAAAAAUGCUUUAACGUAGCGUCGAUUAAAAACUCCUUAGUGAUCAUUAGUGCAGUUCGAUAGAAAUCGGGACCAACAAAACUAGCAUCGGAGAGAGAGAAAGCGCCAUUGGUGUCGUGUUUAUUUUUAAUUUCAUAAAGUUCUUUUCGCACCCUCUCUAAGUGUUGUAUUUGUUGUUAUGUUGUGAACAGUGUCCGAGGCAUGGGUUUAGAUGUGGUGUAUGCACCUACGUUCUAAAACCUGAUAAAUGGCUAGGUUAAGAUAACGAACUAGAGCAAGUUGGGAGUGUGGCAGCAGAGUUAAGCAACACACACAAGGUGUGAACUAAUCCGCAACGAAAACACACCGCACGCAACGUACCACGAUCUCGCUGGUUACUUUGAUAAGCCUUAAACGCGAACGGAAGGAAAGGUUACCGUUUAUACACCAUCGCCGAUCGAUUGGGACUUGGCAAAAUGAGCGUUUCAAAGUAUCUUCCUGUUCAUGUGUCCACCUCGCAGAAGAUCAUUAUUCUCUCGGUGUCAGCCGGAGUAGCUUUGUUGGGAGCCCUUGCGGCUUACCUUGGUCGCCGGAGAACUCCACUGCCCCAGCAGCGUCGAAUACGGAAACCCUGCAACAGAAGAACGCGUAACAGCGUUCGCAGCCCGAACGAUAUCAUGUCCGUGGCAGGUUCUAAGGUUUCCGCCCGGUCGUACAGUCCUAGUGGAUCGGUCCACGCUAUCUCCGAUCGGAUGUCACUCGCUUCCGGUUCGCUGGUAGCCGCUGGAGGUGCCGGCGGUGCAAUGGGCACGCUGACUAUUCUUGGGAACACUACGCCUCUUACACCGCAACAACUCGGAGUGAUGGGCAUGGAGGCGCUAGAGAACGUCGUCAGCUACUGGGAGGAUGCUUUGGCCGGACGAAACGAUAUGGACAUUCCCGGCCGUGCGUCGAAUGCCGAUGAGGAUGAAUUUUGUCGCGAACUGCAAAACCUACUCGAUGCGGCGUACAACCUACAGGAACAAGGCGAGCUACUGUUCCUGGACGAACGAUCCGUGCUGUACCGGGACGAUGAACGGAAAGCUAUCACAAGCGGCGGCGAGCACGGUUUAACGAACGGUCACCGGUCCGGGUCGGAUCCAAACUUUGAUUCGGCCGAAAGUUUUGCAUCCGCACUGGAUCAGGUGGCCGAUUUGCGUGAGUUCGAUGACACGGAAUCGUUUAUGGAUAUGGAACGAUACCCGCUGUACUCGAGCGCACUGGAAACGAUGGACGAGCAGCAGAUACCGUAUCGAACGUUGCGGACCGAUAUGGUCAACUGUGCGUCCGAUACGGAGUACCUGGCGAAGCUGCACUGCAUACGAUUAGCUUUUAAAUUACUGUUUAAGGAUCCCAAAAAUAGCCGCUGGGUGGCCGAUACCGGAAGACAGAUCCUGACGGAUCUGCUCUGUCUCGGGGACAAGGAUCCAAAAGAUUUUCUCGUCGCGUACGAAUCGAUGCUGGAAUUUCUCCAAAACCCAAACAACUGGAUCGACAUCGAGCUCGAGCUGGAAUCGCGCAACGUGAAAGCCAUGACGUUCUACGACGUCGUGCUCGACUUUAUCAUACUGGAUGCGUUCCGUGAUUUGGACGCACCGCCAAACAGCGUCCUUGCCGUCAUAAACAAUCGCUUCCUGUCGAACGGCUUCAAAGAGUCCGCCCUAGCGACUGCCGUCUGGUCGGUGCUGAAGGCAAAAAAGCGAAUGCUCAAGUUCCCGAACGGCUUUAUGUCGCACUUCUACUGCAUCACCGAGCAGCUCUCACCGCUGAUGGUGUGGGGUUUCUUCGGACCGAACGAAAACCUUAAAGAGGUGUGCCAGUACUUCAAGGACGAAACCAUUGGCUUCCUGUGCGACAUCUACAGCUUCCAGAAGUGUCGCUACACCACCGUCGAGGAGCUGGCAGAAGAUAUUCUCGAAAAUAUGCGCAAACGAGUUAACAACAUAGGCGUCAAGUUCAAUCAGUAAAUUCACGGUCCAGGUUUUUUGGGUUUUUGGGUGUGGGUGGUACAAUCACUCUUGUAGAUUGUAUUUUAUCCUGGUGUUUCGUUGAUUCUAAUUUAUUCCAUUUACGAACGGAUGAAGCGUAACGAUAAGUGAGGAACAUAUUUCAUCGGUGUGUGAAAAUCACCUUAAAUUCUAAAGAAAAUCCGCGCGCUUGUAAUACGUAAGCGUUAGGGCACCAAUUGUGGUAAGGGGAAGCAAACAAGCGGGUAGUUUAGUACGACAAAAUAUAAAUAAGGCACCAUUGUUUGUGCAAGAAUAGAAUCAUGUUUGCCUAUUCGAAGGAAUCUUGUGCCCGGCACCCGGUUUUGUUCAAUACCACGUAGAAUUUGGGAGGCUAUAAAAGCGUAGGAAAAUAGCUUUAAUAAAGUGAGAAAUAAUUUGCUCAUUAAAAA
Molecule: messenger RNA, 2855 nt
Organism: Anopheles funestus (African malaria mosquito)
Lineage: Eukaryota; Metazoa; Arthropoda; Insecta; Diptera; Culicidae
Gene: Miga
Product: mitoguardin
Exons: 4
Coding region: 895-2424 (509 amino acids)
Biological process (GO): mitochondrial fusion
Source: RefSeq, a predicted model, not a curated record